This is a messenger RNA of Vicia faba (fava bean), 441 nucleotides long. Lineage: Eukaryota; Viridiplantae; Streptophyta; Magnoliopsida; Fabales; Fabaceae. The record is from the annotation of a GenBank genome assembly.
AUGCCACAGAAAAGAGUUCGAUCAAAUUCACCGACGAAUCUUACACGACAGAAGAGUUUCAGAAAGGAAGUAGAGUUAUUACCAACGAGGCCUAAUAGAAUGACGGGUUCACCUUCUCCAAGCCGAAGAUUCACCAUCUCAGACAACAGUGUUUCGAAGCGAAUGAGUAAUACUAACAACAGUCCCAAUGUUAGUGUUGCUCAUUAUUCCCGUUCGGUUAAUUCGUCUUCUUCUAUAAGAAAAGAAAGCGUUAAAGCAAAGAUCUCUAGUCCGAAUUCAAACAACAGUUUGCGACGGAUUCAUUCUUCUGGUUUGAAUUCGAGGCAGAGAGAGACCAUUGUUAAGGAUGUGGUUUCUAACCACAACCACAAUAUGGAUUCAACAGUUAUGGAAGAUGUUGAUAAUCCUCUUAUCUCAUUGGACUGUUUCAUCUUUUUGUAG